AUGGAAGGCCUAAUCCCGUUCAUCUACAGGGCCAUCGUGCAGUACAAGAAGGAAGGACAGGUAUCCGUGGGCGACCUCUUCUUCGACGAGCCCUCGCCGACGUCCUACUUCCAUCUCCCGGGUGACUCCGGCCGGUACCAACAGGUGACGACGACGAGCGAUCUGUUCUCCCAGACUACUACGGCCAGCUCCGGUGCGGUCGGCGUGGCACGACGCUCUCCGGUGAGGUGCCCGUCGCACCGCCGGCGUCCAUCGUCCCCACAACCGUGA
This is a messenger RNA of Miscanthus lutarioriparius, 270 nucleotides long. The record is from the annotation of a GenBank genome assembly. Lineage: Eukaryota; Viridiplantae; Streptophyta; Magnoliopsida; Poales; Poaceae.